AUGAGCCGCCAGUCAAAGGGCCUGGAAGAAGGUGACAGAGGUAGGAGACCCUCAAGCAAGCGGGCCCCCAGAGCUGAGGGUCCCCCUGGCAGACGUGGAUCUCCACCCAGCCAGAAAGAGCGCACUGGGGGCAGCCCACGGCCAGGGUCUCCCCGGAGGAAGCAGACAGAGUGCAGGAGCCGGGGAGGGGAGCCACGGGGACAGGAGCAGAGUACCACAGAGAGGACCCAUGAAGGAAGGCAGAAGAAGGAUGGGCGGGCUUCUCUCAAGGAGCAGAGUGCACCCCCAAAGAAGGAAAAGGAGACACUGAAGAAGGAGGAAUCCUGGACGAGGCCCAAGAAACCCAGAUCAUUGUCUGUAGCCUCCAGUGCCUCUGGUGGGGAGUCCCUGUCUGAAGAGGAACUGGCCCGGAUCUUAGAGCAAGUGGAGGAAAAAAAGAAGCUCAUUGCCACCAUGCGGAACAAGCCCUGGCCCAUGGCAAAGAAGCUGGUGGAGCUCAGGGAGGCCCAAGCAUUUGUGGAGAAGUACGAAGGAGCCUUGGGAAAGGGGAAAGGCAAGCAGCUCUACGCCUACAGGAUGCUGAUGGCUAAGAAAUGGGUCAAGUUUAAGAGAGACUUUGAUAAUUUCAAGACUCAAUGCAUUCCCUGGGAAAUGAAGAUCAAGGACAUUGAAAGUCACUUCGGUUCCUCAGUAGCAUCGUAUUUCAUCUUUCUCCGAUGGAUGUAUGGUGUUAACUUGGUCCUUUUUGGCUUAAUAUUUGGUCUAGUCAUAAUCCCAGAGGUACUGAUGGGCAUGCCCUAUGGAAGUAUUCCCAGGAAGACAGUGCCUCGGGCUGAGGAGGAAAAAGCCAUGGACUUCUCUGUCCUUUGGGAUUUUGAGGGCUACAUCAAGUAUUCCGCUCUCUUCUACGGCUACUACAACAACCAGAGGACCAUCGGGUGGCUGCGGUACCGGCUGCCCAUGGCUUACUUUAUGGUGGGGGUCAGCGUGUUCGGCUACAGCCUGGUGAUUGUCAUCAGAUCGAUGGCCAACAAUACCCAAGGGAGCACAAGCGAUGGGGAGAGUGAUAACUUCACGUUCAGCUUCAAGAUGUUCACCAGCUGGGACUACCUGAUUGGGAAUUCAGAGACGGCCGACAACAAGUAUGCCGCCAUCACCACCAGCUUCAAGGAAUCAAUAGUGGAUGAACAAGAGAGUAACAAAGAAGAAAAUGUCCAUCUGACAAGAUUUCUUCGCGUCCUGGCCAACUUUCUCAUCAUUUGUUGUUUGUGUGGGAGCGGGUACCUCAUUUAUUUUGUGGUGAAGCGAUCCCAGGAAUUCUCCAAAAAGCAGAAUGUCAGCUGGUAUGAGCGGAAUGAGGUAGAGAUUGUGAUGUCCCUGCUCGGGAUGUUUUGUCCCCCUCUGUUUGAAACCAUCGCAGCCCUGGAGAAUUACCACCCACGCAUUGGACUGAAGUGGCAGCUGGGGCGCAUCUUUGCACUUUUCCUGGGAAACCUCUACACGUUCCUCUUAGCGCUGAUGGAUGACGUCCACCUCAAGCUUUCUAAAGAAGAAAAAAUAAAGAACAUCACUCACUGGACUCUGUUCAACUAUUACAACUCCUCGGGUUGGAAUGAAAGUGUCCCCCGGCCACCCCUGCAUCCUGCAGAUGUGCCCCGAGGCUCUUGCUGGGAGACAGCCGUGGGCAUUGAAUUCAUGAGGCUGACGGUGUCCGACAUGCUGGUGACGUACAUCACCAUCCUGCUGGGGGACUUCCUACGAGCUUGUUUUGUGCGGUUUAUGAACUACUGCUGGUGCUGGGACCUGGAGGCUGGGUUUCCUUCAUAUGCUGAGUUUGAUAUUAGUGGAAAUGUACUGGGUUUGAUCUUCAACCAAGGAAUGAUCUGGAUGGGCUCCUUCUACGCCCCGGGGCUGGUGGGCAUCAACGUGCUGCGCCUGCUGACCUCCAUGUACUUCCAGUGCUGGGCAGUGAUGAGCAGCAACGUCCCCCACGAGCGUGUGUUCAAAGCCUCCCGAUCCAACAGCUUCUACAUGGGCCUCCUGCUGCUGGUGCUCUUCCUCAGCCUCCUGCCAGUGGCCUACACCAUCAUGUCCCUCCCGCCCUCCUUUGACUGCGGGCCAUUCAGUGGGAAAAACAGAAUGUAUGAUGUCCUCCAAGAGACCAUCGAAAAUGAUUUCCCAACCUUCCUGGGCAAGAUCUUUGCUUUCCUCGCCAAUCCAGGCCUGAUCAUCCCAGCCAUCCUGCUGAUGUUCCUGGCCAUUUACUACCUGAACUCAGUUUCCAAAAGCCUUUCUCGUGCUAAUGCCCUGCUGAGGAAGAAAAUCCAAGCGCUCCGUGAAGUUGAGAAGACCCAUAAAUCUGUCAAAGGCAAAGACACAACCAACAAUGUGGCAGAUGCACCUAAAACCAGCUCCAAAAAUGCCACCCAGCUCCAACUCACCAAGGAAGAGACCACACCUCACUCUGCCAGCCAAAACCAGACCCCGGACAAGAAGGCACAGGGCCCUGGGAUCUCCAGUUCUCCUAGGGAGACUGUGCCGCCUGCCUCACAGCACUGCCCUGUAUCACAGCCCCCUGGAGUCAGCCCUAGUUCUGGCUACUCCCGGGCUCAGACUCAUCCUUCUGGGAAGAAUGUGCAGAGACCUCGCCGCUGA
Molecule: messenger RNA, 2655 nt
Organism: Otolemur garnettii (small-eared galago)
Lineage: Eukaryota; Metazoa; Chordata; Mammalia; Primates; Galagidae
Gene: TMC2
Product: transmembrane channel like 2
Exons: 19
Coding region: 1-2655 (884 amino acids)
Biological process (GO): detection of mechanical stimulus involved in sensory perception of sound; vestibular reflex
Cellular component (GO): plasma membrane
Molecular function (GO): mechanosensitive monoatomic ion channel activity
Source: RefSeq, a predicted model, not a curated record